AUGUCGCCUUCUGAUCUGAAUUUGACAUUAUCGCUGUCUGCACCAUCCUUUCAUCCCAUACUUUCCCUUCACGUCCAACCGCCUAGUUCCCUUCCUCUCACUUGCAGCCUACAAGCUCGACUAUCACUGAAAAUGCCCGACGAGAUAUUCGUCGAUCCAGAUGAGAUCGGAGACAAGUUCGCUGGAUCCGCUGUUACCUCUUGGCAAAUAACAAACGCAGGUACCGCCGACAAGGGAAAGGGGAAAGUUAAGAUUGAUAUUGAACGGCCAACUCGCAAAACAAGCUCGGAAGGCUUGAGUGUGUUAGAGCUGAUUUUGGUUCCAAGAAAAGCGUCGGCAUGGAAUGAGGAGCUGGACGAAAUAUUAGUAUUGGACGUACCGCUACAUGGAAGAUAUCUAGCUCCUUCCGAGAAAGGGGAAACAUCCAUCUUGUUCCCAGAGUCUGAUGGGGAGAUAAGAGGUCAAUGGACAUGUGAUUCAAAUACACAAUCAGUAUUACCAAACCUCAAUCCUUUACCUGUUGAAAUCACGUUACCAACUGGUAAACAUUCUCAUCAACACCUUGUCGAACUAAUAACCCCUCUAUGUAUAUGGUCAGGCUGGGCUUGGUUGGUUUAUAAGAUGCUAAGAUUACGAGGCAGAGUCUCGAUUCUAGGUAGAGCGAAAAAGGACAUUUGA
Molecule: messenger RNA, 678 nt
Organism: Kwoniella shivajii
Lineage: Eukaryota; Fungi; Basidiomycota; Tremellomycetes; Tremellales; Cryptococcaceae
Exons: 2
Coding region: 1-678 (225 amino acids)
Biological process (GO): GPI anchor biosynthetic process
Cellular component (GO): endoplasmic reticulum membrane
Source: RefSeq, a predicted model, not a curated record